Drosophila simulans is the source of this 6461-nucleotide messenger RNA. RefSeq names its product zinc finger SWIM domain-containing protein 8 homolog (gene Dora). Lineage: Eukaryota; Metazoa; Arthropoda; Insecta; Diptera; Drosophilidae. The record is from RefSeq and is a predicted model, not a curated record. Gene Ontology annotation, molecular function: zinc ion binding. Bases 1 to 6309 code for a protein of 2102 amino acids. Gene Ontology annotation, cellular component: Cul2-RING ubiquitin ligase complex. The transcript is spliced from 8 exons.
AUGGACCGCUUCAGCUUCGACGACUCCAUCCGCUUCGAGGAAGACUCCCUCUGCAGCUGGAGCUCCGAACCGGAAUCGCUGUGCAACAACUGGCGCGGCUGGAAGAAGCCCGCUGCAGGCAGCGGCGCAGGCAAUGGCGGCUUGAGCGGCAUGGGCGGUAUGGCUGUGGCCGGCGGCUCGGGAGCACCGCCGUUCGGAGGAGCAGGUGCCUCCGGUUCGUGCACACCGGGCGGCAAUGGAACGGCCAUGGCCAACACAUCCACCUGCGGCAGACAUUAUGAAGUAUCAACAUUGGCCGAACUGGCAGCCCGCUGUGUGGCCUCCUACAUACCGUUCGAGCUGGUGGAGCACGUGUAUCCGCCGGUGCCGGAGCAGCUGCAGCUGCGCAUUGCGUUCUGGAGCUUUCCGGACAACGAGGAGGACAUCCGGCUCUACUCCUGCCUGGCCAAUAGCUCGGCGGACGAGUUCAAUCGCGGCGACUCGUUGUUUCGGUUGCGAGCUGUCAAGGAUCCGCUGCAAAUAGGCUUUCACCUCUCGGCCAGCGUGGUCAAUCAGACGCCGCGUGCCUAUUUCAAUGUGGCCGUCACCUUUGACCGCCGACGCAUCUCCUCUUGCAACUGCACCUGCACCUCGUCCGCCUACUGGUGCUCCCACGUAGUCGCCGUUUGUCUGCAUCGCAUCCAUUGCCCCCAGGAGGUCUGUCUGCGUGCUCCGGUAUCGGAAUCAUUGACUCGCCUGCAACGCGACCAGUUGCAAAAGUUUGCCCAGUAUCUGAUCAGCGAGCUGCCUCAGCAGAUCUUGCCGACGGCUCAGCGGCUCCUGGAUGAGUUGCUCAGUGCGCAACCCACGGCGAUCAACACUGUGUGCGGUGCACCUGAUCCGACGGCCGGCGCCUCGAUCAAUGACCAGACCAGCUGGUAUCUGGACGAGAAGACGUUGCAUAACAACAUUAAACGAAUCCUCAUCAAGUUCUGUUUGCCCGCCCCGAUUGUGUUUAGCGACGUGAACUAUCUGACGAACUCAGCUCCCCCAGCGGCGGCCGAGUGGAGCUCGCUACUCCGACCGCUGCGGGGACGUGAGCCGGAGGGCAUGUGGAAUCUGCUUUCGAUCGUGCGCGAGAUGUACAGGCGCUGUGAUCGGAACGCAGUGCGUCUCCUGGAGAUCAUCACGGAGGAGUGCUUGUACUGCGAUCAGAUACUCAUCUGGUGGUUCCAGACGAAGCUGGCACUGAUGAUGGGGUCCCACGGCCACUCCGGCGGUAAGCACUCUAACACUCACUCCAACUCCACGGCUCUGCAGCAUGCUUGCAGUUCGCUGUGCGACGAAAUCGUUGCACUGUGGCGAUUGGCAGCGCUCAAUCCCGGCCUGGCGCCGGACGAGCGAGAUAUGCUGCACGCCCAGUUCACGGCCUGGCAUCUAAAGAUUCUUGACCGGGUGGUCAAGAGCCGAAUGAUGCCGUCGUCGUACACCAACAAGCACCAGCAGAACUCGAGAUCCGAGACGGAGCUGUUCAUCGGCUUCAAGCCGGCCAUCGAGGCGUGCUACUUGGACUGGGAGGGCUACCCCAUACCGGGAGUGACGCACACCCACGACACGAAUCCCAUCUACUACUCGCCGUUCACUUGCUUCAAGCACACGGACCUCAAGGGCGAGUCCAACAAUCCCGGCCAGCUGAAUGCCACCCAAGCGCUGAUGUCGAACAACAAGCACUACAAUUACUUUAGUUCAUCCAGCGAUCAUGGUAUGCACGCAGGAGCCUUCAAGCAGAGGUUGGACCGGCCUUUUCGUGAGUCGCGAUUCUAUACGAAUCCGGCCGAUCUGGACGGAGGAGCAGCGUUGGCGGGCGGAGGAUCUGGCAGGUUUUCCACGGGACUGGGUUCCGUUGCCGUUGGAGGAGCUGGUGGAGGAGGCUUGGGUCAGAUGAGCGGAGGAGUUAAUAAUUCCGUUGGAGGGUCAGCGGCCGCCGAAGUGAAUCCCGUGCAGCAGCAGCUUCCCAGUGGCUCGGCGGGAGUCGGUGCCUCUGUGACAAAUGUCAAGGUUGUGGUAGCAACGGAUGGCAAUCGUUCGAGUGCCAGCAGCGAGGGAUUCUGCGAGAACGAUGAUUUCGGCGGCGACACCAGCAGCAGUCAUAACUACUGUCCACCUGGACAGGCGGUUGUGCCUGGCCAGAAAUCUGCCCUCACGGAGUCGGAUUCGCAGAGCAGCUUCGAUGCAGUGUCGCAGCAGAGCAAGGAUGAGCCACCAGUCGGGGGAGUGGGUGUGGCAGUGGGUGUUGAACAAGCCCUUUCCACAUCUGACACUUCGUCGGCCUCCUCCUCUUCGUCAUCUGCUUCUACAGCUUCGGGGAGCUCUAAUAGUUCCACUUCCUCUAUGCUGAUGGCUGGACAGGAGGCGACUGUCGGGGUUGGUGGCGCUGUGCAGCAAACACCUCGUCGCCUCAGCAAGGAUGAAUCCUUUAGCAGCAGUAGCGACGAGUUCAACCAGGGAGGCGUGGGUGGAUCAGCAGGUCGAGCGGCUAUGGCCUCCAGUGGAAGUGGAUCGGGUGCUGGCGACGCAGUAGCGGUAGGAGCGGGAUCAACAGCUGGCGGAGAUCUGACGCCGGUGCCCAGCACGUCGGCAGCUGCCCGUGCUGCCUUGGCCGCUAGCUCCACGGGGCCGGUGAUUUCCGCUUCACCUCAUCUUGCAGCCAGCGCAGCAGGAGGCUUAGGAGUGCUGGGUGUGGGUGCAUUGGGUGCAGACCAGCCUUGCACCUCAUCCGCGCAUGCAGCCCGAGCUCUGGCAGCUGCAGUGGCUGCUUCCAGCGACAAGCCGCAUGUUUUCUCCAAUGUGCGGCCCACAGAGGACGCCUGGGAUAUACUGCUGGCCAGAGCCGAGGGUCUGCAUGCCCACGGUCACGGAGCCGAGGCUUGCAUCCUGGCCGUCCGGCUGGCCGAACAGAUGCUGGCUAAUCCGCCUAACCUACUUCUGGAACUGCCACCCGCACCCAAGAGAAAGGGCAAGAAGCAAAACGUGAAUCCCAUCUCGCAUCAGCUGACAGUUGUGGCCUCUGCAACGCUGUCCAAGUGUGCUUUUCUCUGCACAGUGCUGUCGGAGAACUCUGAACACUACCACAUUGGGUUUCGGAUAUGCCUCUUCGCCUUGGAGAUGCCGCGACCGCCAGCAAGCACCAAGCCCCUGGAAGUCAAGCUGGCCAACCAGGAGGCGGACAUACUGGCUCUACUGAAGCGCCUGCCGCUGGGAUCCGCGGAGCUGCAAGUAAUCCGAGAGCGAGCUGAGCAAUUGCGCAGCGGAACCUUUAAGACGCGAGGAGAGGCUCUGUUGCCGAUUAACCUGGCCACGUUUAUUUUCGAUGCCCUAGUUACCCUUAGCCCCUUGGGUGGAUCCACAAUUGUCCCUGGCGUGGCAUCCUCUAGUGGUGUAUCAAGUGCGGCCGGCAAGUCUAUGGUCAAUACAGGCACACGUUUGCUGCUCUACAAGCACAACAGCGAUGAGAGUCUGGGAUUCGAUGCUGCAGUCGCUGCUCUAGGACUAAAAGCCAAUGUGUCGGAGGCAGAGCAUCCGUUGUUGUGCGAAGGAACCCGCCGGCAGCGCGGGGAUCUUGCUCUGACAUUGCUUUCCCACUACAAGGAUGAGCCCCGCAAGAUAGCCAAGAUCAUGGAGAAGCUUCUGGACAGGGACAUACAUACGCUUCUAAAUGCGCCACUCCUGCCCGCUUAUUACUCGAGUAAUCCGCCUGUGAGGACGCGAAGUAAUCAGCCCACGCGCAGAGAGGAUCACGAUUAUGGCGGUGGCUCUGGAUGCGCCUCUUCCAACUGCAAUCCGGUAGCCAAUUUGUGUGAACUUCUGCCGGCGGACUACGGCAGUGUGGGAGGAAACAGUCGCCCACACAGCUCCACGAGUGCCGAACUGGAACUAAGCAUGUGUGCCCUGAGCAUGGCCAGCAGUGGCAGCCAGUCGGGAGGCGUUCAAGGUAUGGUGCCCACAACGAAUGCAGCGGGAAACACGGGAACCCCCAGUUCCAGCAGCACGACGGUCAGCGGAAGCCAGAAUCCCAAUGGUAAUCCCAGUGGCAGCGGUGGAGGUGGAAACGGCGGAGGUGGCAACGGUGGUGGAGGCGGCGGCGGAGGUGGUGGAGGCUCCACCAGUAGCCGAAGCAAGGAAAGCCGCUACAAGGGAAAGAGAGCAUAUCCCUCGAUACCCAACCAGCCAUCGGAAGCCAGUGCUCACUUCAUGUUCGAGCUGGCCAAGAAUGUGCUGACCAAGGCCGGCGGCAAUAGUUCCACAUCGCUCUUCACCCAGGCGAGCACCAGCCAAAAUCACCAUGGACCGCACCGUGCCCUUCACAUGUGCGCCUUCCAACUAGGGCUGUAUGCCCUUGGUCUGCACAACUGUGUGAGCCCCAAUUGGCUAUCGAGGACGUACUCGUCGCACGUCUCCUGGAUCCUGGGGCAAGCUAUGGAAAUUGGUGCGCCGGCGAUAAGCUUUCUUAUUGACACUUGGGAGGCGCAUCUCACGCCUCCCGAAGCGGCUGGCAUGGCCGAUCGUGCGUCGCGCGGAUGGGACAGCAACAUGGUCUAUCCAGCGGCGGAGCUAGCCCUGUCUGUUCUGCCCCACGCAGCUGCCCUCAAUCCCAACGAGAUCCAGCGUGCGAUUCUGCAGUGCAAGGAGCAAAGCGAUCUGAUGCUGGAGCGGGCCUGUCUAACCGUGGAGACAGCUGCCAAGGGCGGCGGCGUCUAUCCGGAGGUGCUGUUCCAGGUAGCGCGCUACUGGUACGAGCUGUACAUGCGGAACACGCCGAAUAACAGCGAGUUUGAGCCGCACGACGACACCAUGGACCAUUCGGCCGUGAGUCUGAGCGCCCUCAUCGAGUCCCAGCAGCAGCACGAGCUCCAGCAGCAACAACAGGCAGUGCAGCAGCAACAGGCGGUUCAGCAACAGCAGCAGGUGGUGCAGCAACAGCAGCAGGUGGUGCAGCAGCAACAACAGCUUGGCAUGCCCAAUCCCGUGGUGCAAGGCGGCGUGGGCCCCGGACCCGGACUUCCCGUAGCAGUGCCGCCACCCGUAGUUGGUUCUGUCCAGAAUCCACAGGCCCAAUUCCAACCCGUUGGCGUCGCCUCACUGGCUCCCCUCGGAAUGGCGCAGUAUCCACCGUACAGCUUCUGCCAGGGCUUGUAUGCGCACCACCACAACCUGAGCUACCCGCCUGGGCAGAUGCAGAUGUUCAUUUCGGCAGGGCCGCCGCCGCCACCUCAAGCAUACGGCGGCUACCAGCAGCCGCCGCCACAGCAGCCGCCGAAUCCGCAGCAACAGCAGCAGGUUGUGCAACAGCAGGUGCAGCAGCAGCAGGUGGUGCAACAGCAACAGCAGCAGGUUCAGAUGGGCGGUCAGGCGCCACCAGGUCACCCUGGGCAGCAAGGACAUCCGGGCCAACCGCCCUCUGGCUUCCAGCCGCAACCACUGCCAGGAGCAUUCCAGGCGCUGCCGCCGCAGGCCUAUCAGGCAAUGCAAGCGGGUCCUCCGGGCCCGCCGAUGGGUCCGCCUCAGGGCUACUAUGGUCCACCACCACCACCGCCUCCGAACGGUCCGCCUGGCGUGGGCGUCGGCGUUGGAGUGGGCGUGAUGCCAAUGCGCCAGCAUCAGCACCAACAUCCCGUUUACCCAUUCAUGCAGCAGGCGCCGCCGCAGCCACCGCAGCAGCAACAACCGCCGCCCUCGCAGCCACCCGUGCGACAACGACAACCACAUCAGUUUACACCCACCCAGCUGCGAUAUCUGCUGGCUGCCUACAAUGUGGGUAUGCUAGCCAUGGAAACAUUAGCGCGACGCGUCCACGACGAUCGGCCGCAGGCGAAGUAUGCCCGUAAUCCGCCAUACGGCGAGGAUGUGAAAUGGUUGCUACGGAUCAGCAAGAAACUGGGCACCCAGUAUCUGCACCAGUUCUGCAUCUGUGCGGUCAAUUCGAUCGUGAGUCCGUUCGUGCUGCACGACGUGGCUAUUGAGUCCGCCCACUAUCUGGGCAGGAACAACCACCAGAUGGUGAUGCAGCACCUGCGUUCUGCGCUCACACCUCUCGUCCAGAAGUGCCAGCAGAUGUACAUCCAAUGCAUCCACCAGAAGCUGUAUCAUCUGACCCAGGGCGACUAUGAGGAGUUUGCUAGCAUUGUGGUGGCGGCACGCGCCGCUUUCCAGAUCACGCCGGAGGGGAACGCGCAAUUCAAGGACUGGCUGCAGUCUAUCAAGCGAUCGAAAUCAUGCAAAAAGGAGCUGUGGUCCCAGAUCAAUGCGGCCCUGCAGAGCAACUCCAAAUGACAAAGACUUGACUCCUGCAAUCUGAUGACGGCAGUGGCAACAGCAACAUUGGCGACGACGACGGCGGCGGCAGGAACAUCGGCCACAGCUGAGUGCAAGACAACAACGGUGGCGGCGAGCAGCAGCGGCAACAACAGCGCUGGUAAUCACAA